Molecule: messenger RNA, 2991 nt
Organism: Punctularia strigosozonata HHB-11173 SS5
Lineage: Eukaryota; Fungi; Basidiomycota; Agaricomycetes; Corticiales; Punctulariaceae
Exons: 8
Coding region: 1-2991 (996 amino acids)
Biological process (GO): mitotic spindle assembly checkpoint signaling; endoplasmic reticulum to Golgi vesicle-mediated transport
Cellular component (GO): RZZ complex
Source: RefSeq, a predicted model, not a curated record
AUGGCGUUCCCAAUACCCAGUCAUCUUCCUCGCGCUGGAAACCCGCCAGAUAUCUCAACAAGAAUCUUAACGAAGGUUUCAGAGACAACGAGCAAGACUCUGACCGCAACAGCAGCGUCGCAAUGGCUCGAAGAACUCGACGAAUCCAUACACCAAACAAGAACUCGGAUACAUGAGCGUGUACAUGUUGACCACGCAGCUUUCACCCGGCAACUGCUGUCGGCGAAGUCAGUUCAAGAGCGUUUGCAUGCAUUAUCGACGAACGUCGAGGUUCUGGAGCAUUCGUUAUCGGCUGAAGAGACAGGUCUUAUGCCCAAGCUUCUGCGUGCUUUGCGGGAGCGUGCUUCCCUCGCCCAAGAUGCCGCCAAUGCGCAUACAACACAUCAAUGUCUUGCACACCUGGAUCGCUGUCGAGUUGCCUUUCAAGAACUGUCCCAGUCAACAAUGGAUGGACGACUUGCAGACGCCGUCCGGAAUUCGACGUCAGUGGAGGCGUUGAUAUCUGGAGCACCUGCUCCUUUGAAUAGGACAGAGAUACUGAAAGAGCUUCAGCGCAAAUCCCGCGUUCUGAAAGAUCGGACGGAAGAGCUUCUGAACGAAGCAUACUCUCGCAGCGUCAACGUCUCUCCUGCUGAAAUGACAAUUUGUUCUUCCGUGAAAGUCCUGCAUUCCGAAACUACCAUAACUCUCUCCGAGAUUCUUUCGUCCCUUAAUGUGGCCUCCCUUGCAUCGCACACAAGCGUCUUGCGUCGCGCGCUCACCUCGCAAUACGUUGAACGCGUGCUCAGCCAACCCACCUCCAUCACCAUCAACACCUCGCCUGAUGGAAGCUCGCACACCUUGACCCUCUACCCCUCCCCGCCAAAUUCUGAGGACCUGUCCACUCGACUUGAUAACCUUGCGACCGUUUUUACCUUCCUGUCGAAUCACUUUUUUCCCGCCUUGCCCGACCCCGCUGCAACCACUUUCCCACAGUCCCUCACGAAACCGCUAACCACUGCUCUGCUGCAAAAGCUCCUCAUUCCAGCUUUGCCUUCAUCGCUUGCCGCUUUACCCCCCUUCCUCGAGCUCGCCCGGAAGUCGCGUCAGUUCGAGGCGGGUUACGUCGAGCGUGUUUUGAAGGACACCUCGGACGGUGAAGUGACCCAUUGGGUUGAUUCCGUGGGUGUGCACUACGAGCGCAAACGGCGCGUGGACCUGCUUGACCGCGCCAGGGCUAUCAUCACUGCAGCCGGUCAUGACGCGACGUUCCGAGCGGAACUGGUGACGGUGACACGUCCAGUGAAAUCGGACGUGAUUCCGGUUCAGCAGGACGUGCAGGUGGAACAUGAGGAUGAAGACGAAUGGAGGCCGGAAGACAGAUCGCAGCAUGCUGCAUCUGUUGCCACCAACGGGCACCCCGAGGUAUCAGCAGACGACGACGGUUGGGGAUUCGAUGACGAUGUGCCAGAAGAACCUCCGACGCUGCCCUCUACAACAGCAACGGCUGCUCAGGACCAGAGCGCUAAUGGACAUGGUGAACCUCAACCUGCAGAGGACGAUCCUGCCGACGCAUGGGGUUGGGAGGAUAACGAGGAGAACACAGUACCCGUAUCCCGACUUGAAAACGCGCCAGUUGUCAACGAUGAUUCUGCAAGCAACGGUACCAGCGAUGACGCCACUGCGGUCGACGAUCCAUGGGACGAUCCAUGGGAAGAUCCGCCUGUCGAUGCGAAAACUGCGCCUGUGUUGCCGCCGCUGAAAACGGAAUCAACACCACCUCCAGCCGCUCCUGUGGCUGUCCCCGUGCCCCAACCGGCCGCCCCGCCGAAGCGCGCGACGCGGUUGGAGAAGCUUGCGAUGAAAGGCAAGGGCGGCAGCAAUGCACCGUCGCCUGUCCCAUCUCCAAUGCCGACCUUCUUCCCGUCCCCGUCCCCGUCCCCGUCGCCAGCUCCCUCCCCCGUGCCUAACCCAGCCGUCUUCACGAGGAGUCCACCCACGAAGACCCCACCACAUCCAUCAUCUCACUUCAAGCAGGACCACCGGCCGCAUAACAUAGCCGUCGCGGUUCCCAUCAAGGAGACCUACCUCGUCUCCGCCCGAUCUAAGGAAAUUGUCGCCUUAUUUCACUCCAUAUUGGACGAAGGGAAAGCUUUGUCCGCAUCGCACGUCUUCGACUCGACUUCAUCCUCUGCCUCAACACCCGGGUCGCUGCUGCUCCAAUCGGCUCCCGCGGUUCUCGACCUAUUCCGUGCACUGUACCCCGUAAAGCACGAUCAAGAGUUGCGUAAAGCCUCGGGAAAAGCCAUGCGUUUCUCUAAUGACUGCCUCUGGCUGAGCUCAGAGGUCGCCAAAGUCGAGAAAGGAGACCAUAAACUCGACACCUCGACUACUGAGAGGAUACAAGAGUGCAAAUCGCGGCUGGAGGCGUUGUGCACGUGGUAUUUUGAGGCGACGAUCGAACGCCAAGAAAGCGCCAUCGACGCAGCCCUUGCAGAAACUGAUGGUUUCACCAAUCUCGCGGAUCAGGUGCGCUUCGAUGCAUGCGAGAACGUCGUCGGUCGUGUAUUACGAGACAUACGGACUGUCGGGCAUCAAUGGAAGGGUGUACUGACGAAGACCAAAUACCACGCGGCACUGGGUGCACUGGUCGAACACGCUCUGCGCCGCAUUCUCGCGGAUGUCUUAGCUCUGGACGAUAUUCCCGAGCUCGAGUCGCACCGGCUCAGCGAACUAUGCAAGAUCCUGAACGCACUUGAAGGUCUGUUCCUUGACAAUCCGGAAGAGCCUUCGCUUGUCGUUGCACAUGUUCCUUCUUGGCUCAAGUAUUCAUAUCUCUCCGAGUUACUGGAAGCAUCUCUUGCGGAUGUCACGUAUCUCUUUGACCAGGGGGCUCUGGUCGAUUUCAAGGUGGACGAGCUCGUCAAACUUGUCAAGGCGUUGUUUGCGGACACACCUCUCCGCGCGAAUACAAUCCAUAGGAUACUAAGCGGACAUCCUACAUCGCAUUGA